Molecule: messenger RNA, 1534 nt
Organism: Saprolegnia diclina VS20
Lineage: Eukaryota; Oomycota; Saprolegniomycetes; Saprolegniales; Saprolegniaceae
Exons: 5
Coding region: 45-1427 (460 amino acids)
Biological process (GO): regulation of DNA-templated transcription
Molecular function (GO): DNA-binding transcription factor activity; sequence-specific DNA binding
Source: RefSeq, a predicted model, not a curated record
CACAAACAAAAUAAAUCGUCGGUAAUUCGCCGAUUUGGAAAGAAAUGGCCACGACGGAGCUGCCGGCGACGCCGACGACGACCGAGCCGGAGAAGGACGCGGUGCUGCCGGCCUUCCUCAGCAAGACCUUUGAGAUCUUCUCGCGCUCCGACUUUAGCCACAUCUGCGGCUGGAAUCCCGCGGGCGACACGAUCAUCAUCCACGACCCGGACGUGUUUGUCAAGCAGGUGCUGCCCCGCUUCUUCAAGCACCGCAACCUGCCCUCGUUUGUGCGCCAGCUCAACAUGUAUGGCUUCCACAAGAGCGUGCUCGACUCGAACAAGCGCGAGUUCCGCCACAAGAUGUUUUUGCGCGACAAGCCGCAGCUCUUGCACCAGAUCAAGCGCAAGGUCAACACGUCGGCCGCGCCGACCGCCGCCGCCGCGGUCGUCGACGCCAAGGCGCGCAACGAGUGGAGCGAAGAGAUCCUCAGCGAGAUGAAGUCGCUCAAGUCCAAGAGCGACCUCAUGGAGAAGCGGCUCCGCGACGUCGAGAUUGACAAUGCCAUUGUUCGCAGCGACAACAUCAAGCUCUGGAAGCAGCUCGAGACCGCCAAGGAAAAGCAGAUGAUCAUGCAAGAGAAGAUGAAGAAGAUCUUUUGGGUCCUCUUCCAGAUCUACCGCGGCAAAGGCGGACAAAUGGCCAAGCUCGCCACCGACCAGAACGGCGCGAUUCUCACCGACGAUUUGGUGGCCAACGCCAGCCGUGCGGCGCCCAAGGAGUUUCUCGACGUGCUCCGGUACCUUGCCAUGGACGAUGCGCCCUUGCUGCAGGACGCCAGUGCGAUCAGCGCCGCCACCGACAAGCUCCAGCUGCCAAAGACAAGCAGCAAGAAACGCAAGUUUGUCGAAGUGCCCCCGCUUCCUGCGAUUGCGGCUGCGACGCCUGUGCUCUCGGACAAGCUCUUUGACAUUCCGUCGACAGCAGGUCGCGAGUCGACGACCAACCUCCUCCUCGGCCCGUCCGAGCCCAAGCGCCUGGCGAUCGACCGCGGCGUGAAGGCGCCCAAGGUGGCCAAGGCGACGAACGCACUCAGCCUCUUCUCGCCGCCGACCGCCUUUCCCAACUUGGAAAAGUCGCACAGCUUUGACAUGCGUCUGCCGGACGGCGUCGAGAUGAGCCCCGACAUGCUCCUGGGCCACGGCGACGACCUCAUGUUUCACGGCGACAUCAACUUCAACGACGCCGACGCCGAGUCCAUGUACCACUACCUGAAGCAUGUGCCGAUGGCUUCUGGUGUCUUCAACCGACUCGAUGACAUUGAGAAGAACUUGCUGCACGAGUACGACGCCACGUCGCUCGAUUCACUCCUCGAGGAAUUUUCCUCGGCCGAUGCGACUGCGCAGAAAGAUCCGAGCACCAGCGCGGACCUCGCGCUCUUGCCGUGAUGGCGGAUGCUGUCGUCGUGCCCAUUUUUAUUUCCUAUCCUAAUUAUAUCCCAAACAAGACCUAGCCCUCGUUGUCGCGUGUUGUCUGUUUGAUAUUCUGUAUUGGC